GUUAGAUGGAAAAAAAGCAAAGUGUAAUUGUUAAGAUCGCAUCGCACAGCUGAAGCAACACUUGCGGUACACACACAGAAAAAUGGCCAGUCUGAAGAUUUAUUUUGUUUUGCUCUUGGCCGUUGCAAUCGGCGUGGUGGUUGCAAAACCGGGAUACUUGGGAGGUUACGGAUACGGAUAUGGUCAUGGAUUUUAUCCGUAUUCCUACGGUUAUAAAUUCCCAUUCUAUGGUUACGGACACGGAUAUGGUCAUGGAUAUGGUCAUGGUUNUGGAUACGGAUAUCCAUUCUACGGCGGCUACGGCGGCUACGGUCAUUACGGCGGCUACUAUUAAAAAGAACACAAAGCGAGAAAUUUCUUCUAAACUCUAUCCUGGAAGAUCAUCCGAACCGUGAGCUGAACUCAAAGAUGAUCUAUGUCGCUUUUGGUCUAAUAUAUAGUUUUGUAAAACUGAUUUUUGUUAAAAUAAGUUUAAUGUCUGUAUAUUAAAAAAAAAUUUUUUAAACGAUAAAAAACUUCAGAACAUUAUAAAUAAUACAUAUAAAAUUACUCUUUAUUACAGAUAUGAUAUAUUAAUGACACAAUAAAUUAGACAUAAAAAAGCAAAUUAUCACUAACAUCAUUUGUAU
This is a messenger RNA of Pseudomyrmex gracilis, 629 nucleotides long. Its product is annotated as shematrin-like protein 1. Bases 83 to 334 code for a protein of 83 amino acids. NCBI's taxonomy places the organism in Eukaryota, Metazoa, Arthropoda, Insecta, Hymenoptera, Formicidae. The record is from RefSeq and is a predicted model, not a curated record. The transcript has 3 exons.